AUGGCAAAAAAAGUGAAACUACACGGACUCUUUGCGGUCAACAAACCACGCAAUAAAACAUCAGUCGAGAUCCUAGAAAUGAUAAACAAAGUAUUCAGAGCUCACGCAGCAGCAACACGAAUAGAAAUGACCAAACGAAAGGUAGUGAAACUGGGACAUGGGGGAACUCUGGAUCCUAUGGCCACAGGUGUGCUGGUGGUGGGUGUAAAUGACGGCUGCAAAGAAAUAAAAAAGUACACUUUUUGUGAUAAGGUCUAUGAAGCUGUUGGUAUGUUUGGUAUUUCUACGAAUACAAAUGAUUCGGAGGGGAAAAUUAUCCAACGCGCGCCUACUGAACAUAUCACGCGCGAAAAAUUAGAAGCACUAUUACCGAAAUUUGUUGGCACAAUAAAUCAAGUACCACCAUUAUUUUCAGCGAUUCAUAUGGACGGUAGACGACUUUACGAUUAUGCUCGUUCCGGUGACGAAUUGCCACGCGAUAUAGAACCGCGGUCAGUGAUUAUUCAGUCGAUAAAUCUUUUGGAUUUUACUAGAGAACAUAAAUACUCGGAACCCACAGGAACAUCGUCAGACUAUAACGAGGAUUUCGAAGACGAAACAAAAACAAGAACAGAAGCAAUAGCAGGAUCAGAAAUUGAUAAUAACAAUAAUAAUGAGCUUACAACGAAAAAAGGAUUCCGACGACAAUAUGUAAGGCCAAAAAGACGCGCUAUUCCCGAAAAGAAACAAGAAGAUGAUGAAAAGACAAUAUAUCCGAUAUUCAAAAUAAACGUCAAAUGUGGCAGCGGAACCUACAUACGAUCACUGAUUCGCGAUAUUGGCGAAGGAGUGAAUAGUGUGGCGCAUAUGGUUGAACUUGUGAGGUUAGAACAAGGCGAAUUUAAAUUGGGCGAGGAUGUUUUGGAGUUUGAAGAUUGUCUAGAGUUUGAUAAUAUUUAUGAUGCUAUUAAUAACCAUAAUCGAAAAUUGAGGCAGUUAGAAUAUAGUCAAAGAUAUUGA
This is a messenger RNA of Ambispora gerdemannii, 999 nucleotides long. Lineage: Eukaryota; Fungi; Glomeromycota; Glomeromycetes; Archaeosporales; Ambisporaceae. The record is from the annotation of a GenBank genome assembly.